Folsomia candida is the source of this 1877-nucleotide messenger RNA. RefSeq lists its product as uncharacterized. The transcript has 3 exons. Bases 1264 to 1764 code for a protein of 166 amino acids. The record is from RefSeq and is a predicted model, not a curated record. NCBI's taxonomy places the organism in Eukaryota, Metazoa, Arthropoda, Collembola, Entomobryomorpha, Isotomidae.
CAAAACCAGACUAAUCGGAUAUAUGGUAUUAGUCUGGGGAAUUUUUUAUUAUGGCGAUGGAACAAGUUCAAAAAAUGGGCAUCCAACUGGUCAUCUCAGAUGACAUGAUUCUGUCAAAUGCACUAAAAACUGGAAACUUUAAUACUUUCCCAAUGUACUUUACGCUACGGGAACAUUUCCCAAUUUCCAAUUCGCCGAAAUGGCAGAAAGUGCAAACAAAUCUUGGUGAGCUGAGUUGGCUUUUGGCUUCCGGCCCAUUCUUGCAACACAUAAUAAUAACAACACAACACGAGUCGUGGACCAAUUCCUUAUCAAACAAGAGAUGUUCCCAAUAUCGUGCAAAAGAACAUGUAUUCCAACCAACGUGCGUUUAUCUGUUUCCAUUGUAUUCUUAAUUGGAUCAUUCGUGAAACCUAAAAUAUGUCAACUUCAAAAACAACAAAAAAUGCCAAAGCGUUUCGUAAACAUUUUCAUGCUACAUUUCGUUGAUGAUCAUUUUAUAACUUGUUGAUUCAAAUCUGGUUGUUCAUACUGCUGCAACAAAGACGUGUUAUAUUUACUAUCAUCACAAGAUUACAAACCUGUCUCAUGCAUGAUGAUGAGACUCUCAUCACCACGAAGAUCUGAAUCUGAGUCCGAAAGCAUGCGCCUACAUCCAGGCGAUACACGAUACGUAUCGUGCAUAACACAAUAUACCGUAGAUCGAACACUUAGGUAUUCUCUGCAUGUAUUUCUCUGUGGAAUGGAAUGGGAUGGAAUGACAAGGCGAAAUUGGGCAUUUUUGCCUUCACAAGCAGCAGCUGAAUUAUUAUAAAGGCCCGGCCACACGGAAAAAAAAUUAUGACUUUCAUGAGUAAAGUUGUACGUACAACAAUUUGACUCACAACAAAAAGAAUUGAUCGAGCCACACGGAAAUGUUUGCGCAAAAUCUGUCGCGAGUAAAAUUAUUGCAUGAAACGGGAAACGCCGUGUGAACGGUGAAGCGAGUAAAUUUUUACUCGCAAGUAAACUUUUUUUUACUUUGAACAUGUUCAAAGUAAAAUAAAAUUCUUACAUGAAAAAUCUCAAAAUCCUUAUCCUUUUAACGCAUUUAAAUGUAACAUCGAGUUGUCUCAAAACUGAAAGUUGGUUUAUUUCAUAAAUUCGCCCCAAAGAUUAAUUUGGUCUUGAUUAAAUUAAGCAAGGUAAUAAAACACUUAUUUUUAAAUAUAAAUGCUAUGAUUUUGUUAUUAAUGUAGCGCUACAUUAUUUAAAUAGCUUCAAAUGGACAAUAAAACGAUUGUUGCUCUCAUCCUAUUGAGACGUCGACUUAUUAGGCAAAGGUCCAAGAGAAAAUGUUGGAUUCAUCCACUAAAUUUGUUGCGGCCAACACUGGGCGAGCAUUUAAAGCUUGAAAUGAUGUACACUAGUUAUCCCGAUAAAUUCUUUGAGUACACGCCGAUGACUCCCAUCCAAUUCGAUAAGGUACUUGGCAUGGUGACAUUGGAUAUAACAUUGCAAGAUACAAAUUAUCGUCUUUCAAUACCUCCUCGUCACCGGCUAUUUAUUGGCCUCAGGUAUUUAGUAAGUGGGGAUUCAAUCAAAACUAUUGCAACCAGCUUUAGCCUUGGAAGGUCAACUGUGCAGAAUAUUAUAAAGUCCGUUAAUCAAGCUUUAUGGAAAAAUUUGCAACCGGUUUAUCUGAAAGUGCCAGAUAAAGAAAAGUGGAUGGACAUUGUGAAGGGAUUUGAUGAAAAGUGGAAUUUUCCUAAUUGUUUAAAAUAAAAAUGCGUUGAAAGGACAUUAAAUGUUCAAAGUAAAGUUUUUUGUUGCAUGAAGGUUUUGUGAGUAAAAUUUUACUCACCGAAGCUUGGUGUGAACACUAGGCACACAUACUU